This is a messenger RNA of Candidozyma haemuli, 1434 nucleotides long. RefSeq lists its product as uncharacterized. Gene Ontology annotation, cellular component: nuclear pre-replicative complex. The transcript has a single exon. Gene Ontology annotation, biological process: DNA-templated DNA replication; rRNA processing. Bases 1 to 1434 code for a protein of 477 amino acids. Lineage: Eukaryota; Fungi; Ascomycota; Pichiomycetes; Serinales; Metschnikowiaceae. The record is from RefSeq and is a predicted model, not a curated record. Gene Ontology annotation, molecular function: protein binding.
AUGGAUGAAGUGGCAUUCUACGUAACCCAGGGUGAUCCAGAGGAUAAACACUCCAAGGAGUCGCUUGGAGCUGCCCAAUCUGUCCAUAAAUCACACACUUAUGCUUCGUUCAGAAACGCAGACUGCCCUCUUAAUGGUGCUGCUAUUACAGGCAUGGGCCGUGGAGAACGUCUAUUUGUUGCUGGAAAGAACAAGGCGCUUAUUUCAUGUUACUCUUGGGGCAAGGAAGGUGUCGACCAGAAGUUUCCUGUUCCUGAAGAUAUGUCUUGUUUGAGCAUUGCAGAGCAUCCACGAGUGGGCUCAGAAGAAGAAGAGAUCUAUGAAAAGCCUAAACAGCAUAUUCCAUGGUUACUCGCUGCCGGUUCGAAAACUGGUAAACUUUACAUUUGGGAAUUAGCUUCGGGAAACUUGCUUUGCGUGAAAGAUGCCCAUUACCAGGGCAUUACGUGUAUACGAUUCACUCACAACAGCACUUUCUGUGUUACUGGUGGUUUGGAUUCCCGUGUGACGGUAUGGCGAACGGCUGAUCUUGUGUCCUUUGACGAAACUCCAGCUAAACCAUGGGCAACCUUUUCUGAUCAUACUUUGGCUGUUACGGAUAUCUGCGUUUCAAACUCGCCAGCUCCUAAAGAUGUCAAGAUCUACUCUUCGUCUAGGGACUCUACAGUGAGAGUUUACAAUUUGGUUGCCAAGCGUCUGUUGGGCACAUUUGUGUUUUCUUCUCCAGUUGAGUGUAUUGCCAGGGACGAAGCUGACAGAGUUUUCUACGCUGGUCUUUCAAACGGUUCCAUCAGACAGGUUCCUUUGUACGUUGUGAACAAGGUUUCCAAUGCUCUCGAAGCAGUUCUUGGAACCGGAAAGAUUGUCACUGUGGCCGAAGAUCCAGAUGCCAGAGAGACUUUCGUGUACCAUCAAUCCGCAGCAGGCACUUAUCCUACGAGAAUCAGCAUAUCUCUUGACUCCAUGAGCAUUAUUUCUGCAGACACCAGUGGACAAGUGUUUGUGGGAGACGUCGUCACAAAACAAGUCAUCAAGGCGUUUACGCCAUGCAAAUCAGCAAUUGCAUUCCUUCAGGUUGAAGCACAUUCCGAUGAAUUGCUCAAGUCUCAGCAUACAUACGAGAAGAACCAGCGUCUUUUGCUGCCGUUAAAGAGAGUUGUAUUCUCUGGUGAACCUGACGAGCAUGUCGUACCAAUGGAGAUCUGUGCAAAGGUCAAGCCGCCGCAAAGCAUGAACGACUUCUUUGCUGAACUUGCAGAAGAAGAAAGAGAGUACAAGACAGAAAUGAGAGAACAAGCUGCUCAAGCAACCAAGGCCGAGAGCAAAGAACUGGACAAAAUCAAAGAGCUUGAAGAAAAGCUCGAAAAGGUGUCGGGAGCAUACAACUCGCUCAAGGGGAUGUACGACGACCUUUACAACGAAACGCAGAAGUAA